CAGCCCGAGCCCAGCGGGGCCCAGCUGGGCAACUCUGCAGCCCACCUGGGCCACCAGCCACCUACUUGGUGUCCCAGACCCCGCCGGCACAGCCGACAGCCCAUUUGAAUAAGAAUCGUGCACGGGAAAGGGGGGCCGCAGCCGCCACCAUCCCAUCGCCGCCCUCGCCCUGGCUCAUUUCUGCGCGCCCAGCCCGGGGGGCAGCGGGUCCUGCGACGCCCUCGCCCCUGGCCUUGGCCUCGCCGAACGCCGCAGGACACCAGACAGAGCCAGCGGCUGCCCAUGGACCUCCUGGCACUUGCUCUCCUCCUGGUGAAGGUGCCAGUGGUGGGGGGCUGGCAGGAGCCUGACUCGAGCCAGGGCUGUGCCCGCGGCAGCUGCUACCCAGCCACCGGGAACUUGCUGGUGGGGCGAGCCCCCCGCCUGAGUGCCACCUCCACCUGCGGCCUUUCUGGGCCCCAGGAGUACUGCAUCGUCAGCCACCUCCAGGACUCAGAGAAAUGCUUCACGUGUGACUCACGGGACCCAUCCCUGCCCGAGAGCCACCGCAUCGAGAACGUCAUCUACCUGAGCGGCCCCCACGGGCAGCGGACAUGGUGGCAGUCAGAGAACGGCGUGGAGCACGUCAGCAUCCGCCUGGACCUGGAGGGCGAGUUCCACUUCACCCACCUCAUCAUGAAGUUUAAGACCUUCCGCCCUGCAGCCAUGCUGGUGGAGCGCUCGGCUGACUUUGGGCGCAGCUGGAAAGUCUACCGCUACUUCGCCUACGACUGCGCCAAGCUCUUCCCUGGCAUCCCCAGCCAGCCCUCGGGGCUGGUGAAUGAGGUGCUGUGUGACCAGCGCUACUCUGAGAUCGAGCCCUCCAGCCAUGGCGAGGUCAUCUUCAAGGUGCUGGAUCCCUCCAUCCCCGUGGCAGAUCCCUACAGCCCCAACAUCCAGGACCUGCUGCGUGUCACCAACCUGCGGGUGAACCUCACCAAGCUUCACACGCUGGGGGACAACCUGCUGGACUCCCGAAGGGAGGUGCUGCACAAGUACUACUAUGCCGUGGAUGAGCUGGUGCUGCGUGGAAGCUGCUUCUGCCAUGGCCACGCUGCCCACUGCGCCCCAGCACCCGGUGCCCCAUCGUCCUCUGUCCCUGGCAUGAUCCAUGGGCGCUGCGUCUGUGAGCACCACACGCAGGGGUUGAACUGCGAGCGCUGCCAGGACUUCUACCAGGACCUGCCCUGGCGCCCGGCUGAGGGCUCCAGGACCAACGCCUGUCGCCGCUGUGACUGCAACGAGCACUCGCAGCGGUGCCACUUCGACAUGGCUGUUUUCCUGGCCACGGGGAACGCCAGCGGGUCCGUGUGUGAUGGCUGCCAGCACAACACCAUGGGCCGCCGCUGCCACCUCUGCAAGCCCUUCUACUACCGGCACCCCCGCUCGGACAUCCGUGCCCCCACCGCCUGUGCCCCGUGCGACUGUGACCCAGCGGGUUCCCUGGAUGGAGGCGCCUGUGACGGGCACACAGACGUGGCCCUGGGCAUGAUUGCGGGGCAGUGCCGCUGCAAGGAGAACGUGGCUGGACCCCGCUGCGACCGCUGCCGGCAUGGCGCCUACGGCCUCAGCCACGGCGACCCACAGGGCUGCCAGCCGUGUAGGUGUGACCCGCGGGGCACCGUGGCGGGCAGCUCCCCCUGCGACCCCAUCAGCGGGGACUGCUACUGCAAACGCUUCGUGGCCGGGCGCUCCUGCAGCCAGUGCGUGCCCGAGUUCUGGGGCCUGAGCUACGACUUGGGGGGCUGCCGGCCCUGCGCCUGCGACUUCGGGGGAGCCUACAGCAACCGGUGCUCCAUGGAGGAUGGGGCUUGUCCCUGCCGUCCCCACCUCAUGGGGCGGCAGUGUGACCAGGUACAGCCCGGCUUCUUCUGCGCCCCCCUCGACUACUACACCUAUGAGGGUGAGCAGGCCACCGGCCACGGCCACAGCCACCCCCAGCUCCCGGGUGCCGUGCGGGCAGAGGUGCCCCAGGACUGCCUGGAGUACAUCCCUGGGGAGCCAGGGGGGCGGAAGGGCCGCCCACGGCGCCAGCGCAGCUUCCCCCGCGCCCCGCAGCCCCGCGGCCCCUCACGCCGUGGCCGCCAGCAGCCCCCCAAGCCGGACGUGGAGGAGGUGCUGCGGGAUGGCGCCGCGCACAUGGUGACGUGGACAGGCUCAGGGUUCGCCCGGGUGCGGGACGGGGCUGGCCUGACCUUCCGUGUGGACAACGUGCCCUACCCCAUGGACUACGAGCUGCUGCUGCGCUACGAGCCUGAGUCAGCCGAGGACUGGGAGGCCGUGGUCAGUGUCAGCUCCCGGGCACUGCCCACCAGCCCCCGCUGCGGGAACCUGCUGCCCUCUGAGCAGAUGUACCGUGAGAGCCUGCCCCACAGCCAGAGGUAUGUGCUGCUGUCUCGGCCCUUCUGCUUUGAGCCCAGCACCCCCUAUGAGGUGACCGUGCGGCUUCAGCGGGCUGGUGUCACCCAGCGCCACCCCGGUGCCUUCAUCCUCAUCGACUCGUUGGUGCUGCUGCCGCGGGUGACUGAGCUGCCGGGCUUCCACGGGCCCGAGGCGACGGGGCGCCGGGAGGAGCUGGAGCGGUACCGGUGCCUAGAGGUGUUUCACAUGGCCCCCCCGCACCCCCUGGCCCAGGCCUGUGCCCGCAUGGUCUGCAGCGUCUCGGCCCUGCUGCACGGCGGGGCACUGCCCUGCCAGUGCGACCCGCAGGGCUCCCGCAGCAGCGAGUGCCAGGUGCAGGGAGGGCAGUGUGAGUGCAAGCCCCACGUCCUGGGCCGGCGAUGCGACCACUGUGCGCCCGGCAGCUAUGGCUUCGGGCCCCUGGGCUGCAGCCCCUGCGCCUGCUCCCCGGAGGGCUCAGUGUCACAACUGUGCCAUGUGGUGAGCGGGCAGUGCCGGUGCCAGCCUGGCGCUGUGGGCCGCCAGUGUGACCAGUGCCAGCCGGGCCACUGGGGCUUCCCUGCGUGCCAACCCUGCCAGUGCAACGGGCACAGCGAGGACUGCGACCCGCAGACGGGCACGUGCCUGCGCUGCCGUGGCCACACCGCCGGCCGCCACUGCGAGAGGUGCCAGGAUGGUUACUACGGGGACCCAGUGCUGGGCUCGGGGCAGCAGUGCCGGCCCUGCCCCUGCCCCGGCUACCCUGGCACAAGGCACUACCACGGGAGCGCCUGCCAUGCUGACAAGGAGACUCACCACAUCAUCUGCCUGUGUGCACCCGGAUAUGCUGGGCCCCGCUGUGACCGCUGCUCCCCCGGCUACUUCGGGGCACCAGAGACAGAGGGAGGUGCGUGCCGGCCCUGCCAGUGCAACAACAACAUCGACACCAGCGACCCGGGGGCCUGCGACCCCCGCACGGGGCACUGCCUGCGCUGCCUGUACCACACCGCCGGGCCCCGCUGCGCACACUGCCAGCCCGGCUACUACGGCAAUGCCCUGCAGCGCAGCUGCCGGCGCUGCAGCUGUGACCCACGGGGAACUGUGGCCUCAUACUGCACCACCGGCAUCUGUGCCUGCGAUGGCAGCACCGGCGCCUGCGCCUGCCGGCCCAACGUGGUGGGCAAGAGCUGCGACCACUGUGCACCCCACUUCUGGAGCCUGGGGGGUGCGGGGGGCUGUGAGCCCUGUGGCUGCCACCCCACUCACGCCCUGCACCCCGCCUGCAACGUGGUGACGGGGCAGUGCCAGUGCCGGCCCGGCUUCGGUGGCCGUGUCUGUUCCCAGUGCCAGGAGCAUCACUGGGGAGACCCUGAGAGGGAAUGCCAAGCCUGUGACUGUGAGCCGCUGGGCGCCGAGAGCCCACAGUGCGAGCAGAGCAGCGGGCAGUGCCGGUGCCGGCCGGGCUUCGGGGGGCUGCGCUGUGACCGCUGCCAGCGUGGCUACCAGGAGGCCUUCCCGCGCUGCUCGCCCUGCCACCCCUGCUUCAGGCGCUGGGACCCGGCCCUGGGCGGGCUGCGGGACGGGCUGCGGCGCCUGGGCACGCAGGUGCGGGCGCUGCGGGAGGGGGGGGCCAUGCUCCCCCUCAGCCCCCGUCGCCUACGGGAGCUGGAGGCAACCCUGGGGCGUGUGGAGCAGCUGCUGGGAGAGCGGGACAGCCCCGGCGGCCCCCUCCUCGACGGGCUGCCCAGGCGGCUGGAUGGCACCAGGAUGGAGCUGGACGACUUCUGGAAACAACUUCAGGAUCUGGAGGAACAUCUGGAUCAGCUGGCACAGGCAGAUGUGCGGCAGCACAACCAGUUAGCCAGGCUGAGCCGCCAGCUGGGGGAUCUCAACCGAACCACCUCCCACCUCCAAACCCUCCUCAGCACCGUAGCAGCGGCCGGAUUUGGCGAGUCUUACCGCAGCAUCCUGGCGUCGGUGGGGGACUCGCGGGAGGCGGAGGCGGCGGCCAAGGGCGCGGUGGGCGAGCUGAGCGGGGCCGAGGCAGCGCGGCGGGCAGCCGAGCGGGCACUGCGGCAGCGUGGCGAUGCCUUCCGCCGGGGCGCGGCUGCCGCGAGGAAAUCCUUACGGGAGGCGCAGAAGCGAGUGAUGGGCCUCAGCAUUGCUGGGAUCAAUGAGAAGAUCUGUGGCGUGCCCGGGGACCAGAGCUGUGAGCAAGCACCCUGUGGAGGGGCUUUGUGCCGGGACAGCGCAGGGACACGGCACUGUGGUGGCCUGGGCUGUGAGGGGGCACUGCCCGUUUCUGCUCAAGCCCUGAGCAGCGCCCGUAAUGCCUCACAGCAGCUGGAGGUGGCACUGGGGCAUCUGGGUGUCGUGGCACAGAAGACGCAGGAGGUGCAGGAGCUGGCACGGGGGGCGCGGAGCCGGGCGGAGGAGGCGCUGGGUCGCUCGCAGGCUGCCCGCAGCCGCGCCGAGAAGGCAACAGCUCAGCUGCGGGACUUCAUCCGCCGGAUCAAGGCCUUCCUGGCAGAGGAAGGAGCCGACCCAGGCAGCAUCGAGCUGGUGGCUCGGCAGGUGCUGAACAUCUCCCUGCCCAGCAGCCCCAGCCGGAUCCAGGAGCUGCUGCAGGAGAUGCAGGAGAGCAUCGGGCAGCUGGAGGGGGUGGACGUGGUGCUCAACAGCACGGCACAAGGGCUGACUGCGGCACAGGGGCUGCUGGUGCAGGGACGGGAUGCCAGGGAGCGAGCAGAGGGCGUGAGGGAUGAGCUGGCAGGGACACAGCGGGCGCUGGAGAUGGCACGGGCACAGGUGACAGUGGCGGGCAGUGCCCUGCGCAGUGCCAGGGACGCCAUUCGGAUGGCCGAGGGCAGAUCCAAGGAGGCGGAGCGCAGGCUGCAGGCACUGGAGGGGAAGGAGCUGCGGGCACAGCGGCGGCUGCAGGAGCUGGCACAGCGCGUCGCAGUCCUGCAGGAGCGAGGCCAGGAUGCCCGCCGCAUGGCCCAGCAAGCCAGGGACGGGGCGCAGCGUGCCACUGCCACCUCAGGGAUGCUCAGCCAGGACCUGGCGCAGGUGACGCAGCGCUACAUGGUGCUGAAGGGCCGGGUGAGCGGGCUGGCAGGGGUGUCCGGAGGAGCCCUGCAGCGCGUGAUGCGGCUGACUGCCGAGGCCCGGGACCUCCUGGACAAGGCCAGCAGCAGCAAGACAAAGCUGGAAGAUCUGGAGCGGCACUUUGGGGAAAACGAGCAGAAGAUAGCAGCGAAGGCAAUGCGACUGCAGGUAUUGGAGCAGCAGGUCUGGGGGCUGCUGGAGGAGAUCCGGGAGAGGGCCAACGCGUAUGCCACCUGCUAGGGACCGGCGGCGGGUCCUGCCCCGCAGCCUCCCCGCCCCCAGACUCCGCAGCCCGGGGGUCCCGUCCCCUCCGCGAGCCCUUGUAGCGCGGGGGCGCCUGUAAAUAAAGUGCUGAGCAGCGGC
Messenger RNA from Colius striatus (speckled mousebird), 5889 nucleotides. Its product is annotated as laminin subunit beta-1-like. Gene Ontology annotation, molecular function: extracellular matrix structural constituent. Lineage: Eukaryota; Metazoa; Chordata; Aves; Coliiformes; Coliidae. Gene Ontology annotation, biological process: cell migration; basement membrane assembly; substrate adhesion-dependent cell spreading. The record is from RefSeq and is a predicted model, not a curated record. Gene Ontology annotation, cellular component: laminin trimer.